GUCAUGAUCGUGUCUCAUGGUCCAUCCAUUUAUGAACCACCAACCACUAAGAAUCUCACUUCUUCCACAGUCCAAAACACCACACACAAAAGGAGGAGGCACAAAACAAAAACGAAAAAAAUGUCCAAACCCAGAAGACCCAAUCACAUGCUAAUUUCCUGCCUAUCCCUCCUUUUGAUCCAUACCCAUUUCUCAAUCUGCAAUGGGGUUUCAGCUUUUGACCUCAAUUCACUGAAAGGAAGUGGAAUUGAUGGUAUGGUGGGAGCUGGAAGGGCCUGCAACCAGAAGAUUGGGGAGCGCUUGACAGAGCCAGAAAUGGAGUCAGAGACCAGCAGGAGAGUUCUAGCAAUGCAGAAGAAGUACAUAAGCUAUGAGACACUGAGGAGGGACUUGGUUCCAUGUGGAAAACCAGGGGCUUCAUAUUACAAUUGUCAUGCUGUUGCGGCAAAUCCUUACAGUAGAGGCUGUGAGGUCAUUACAAGAUGUGCAAGAGGUAAUGACAUCAAAACUUGACUUAAUUACAGUGAAUGGACCAAGUGUGGAGAAAUGGAAGAGCAAUUUCAUUUUCUUUUCCUUUUUUCCUUCUUAUUUUAAUGGUGUAUUUGAUGGGGGGUUUCUGGUUAUGAUUGUAUAUUUGAGACCCAUGUUCUGAAUUGCUAUACUAAUGUAUCACUAGCCUCAAUUUUAGAGAGAUCUAUGGUUUCUUUUCAUA
Messenger RNA from Prunus dulcis (almond), 712 nucleotides. RefSeq names its product protein RALF-like 24. The record is from RefSeq and is a predicted model, not a curated record. NCBI's taxonomy places the organism in Eukaryota, Viridiplantae, Streptophyta, Magnoliopsida, Rosales, Rosaceae.